ACUUGUCUUAUUCUCCGAGGAAACAAGUUGUUACUAAAACCAUGAAAUUUUUCGCUAUUUUUCUACUUUGUGCCCUCGCCCUUUGCCAGACAGGGGCUAAUAUUGACAAAACCUGUUCUCCUAGGGACACUCUGACAUCUGCCUUCUCAGACGCAUCCUUUUGGGCAGGUGUGAGUGGAGGCAAACUUAUUUACGAACUGACCGACCAAAAUCAUGACACCUUUAUUCAAGAGAAUCCAAAAGUAUUUGUCAUGUACUAUCAUCCUGGGUGUGGAUUUUGUCAACAGUGCAAGAAGGAUUAUGCAGGCGCGGCCAAAAAAUUGAAUAUUAAAGGAGCUAAAAUUGUAGCAGCGGUGGAUUGCAGUUCUAAGAAUUCUUCUGUGGUUGAUCAAAAGAUUCGAGGUUAUCCGACUUUUCUUCUGUACAAGGAUGGAGAGGAAUCUGAGAAGCAAUAUAGUGGGGACCGGUCAACGGCUUCGUUUGUCAAGUUUGUGAAUCAAAAUUAAAUUGAUGGAUUCUACAGGACGGGUUUAGUUGGGGUUUCUAAAUUGUGUUUAAUUGGCAAUAAAAUAAUUUGGAACAUAG
Messenger RNA from Folsomia candida, 585 nucleotides. Its product is annotated as protein disulfide-isomerase 2. Gene Ontology annotation, molecular function: protein disulfide isomerase activity. Gene Ontology annotation, cellular component: endoplasmic reticulum. The coding region runs from base 42 to 506 and encodes 154 amino acids. The transcript has 2 exons. NCBI's taxonomy places the organism in Eukaryota, Metazoa, Arthropoda, Collembola, Entomobryomorpha, Isotomidae. Gene Ontology annotation, biological process: protein folding. The record is from RefSeq and is a predicted model, not a curated record.